CUGUUUUUGCCUAACCUACGAACAAAUAUAUAUACGGACAGAGAAGUCUACUGUGUGUGUUUUUCUCUGAGCCCAUGUCACCGGCGACGAUGAUAGCCUUCAUAGAGCGAUUUCUUCACGAAAACGACGUGGAUUCGAUACAAGAAUUGGAAGCGAAAGAAGAAGAUGAUAUUUUGGUCCUCUUCAGGGGGAUGGAAUUACAGGGGACCGUGGAAUACGGGUUUCACGGCUCCGCCAGUAAAGACUUCGGCGGCAUGCAAUCUUCGAAGCCGUUGGCUGUAAUUAGGCCGGCCGAUAGGGAGGACGUAGCCAAGGUGAUAAGGCUAGCGUCAAGGUUAGAACAUCUGACCGUCGCCGCCAGGGGCAACGGUCACUCCGUCAACGGGCAGGCCAUGGCCCACCGUGGCUUCGUCGUCGACAUGAAAUCUAUGGACCCCAUAAUUGAGGUCGGCCCCACCGGGACAUACGCUGACGUCAGCGGCGGGACAUUGUGGGAGGAGGUCUUGAAACGCUGCGUUUUGAGUCACGGCCUGGCCCCACGGUCGUGGACCGAUUAUCUUGGAUUGACGGUGGGCGGGACGCUGUCCAACGCCGGCGUUAGUGGACAGACAUUCAUCUACGGUCCACAAACGGAGAAUGUAACGGAGUUAGAGGUGGUCACCGGAAAAGGCGACGUCACCGUUUGUUCCCGUAGUCAAAAUUCAGAACUUUUCUUUAGCGUUCUUGGCGGAUUAGGCCAAUUUGGCAUCAUUACUCGGGCUCGGGUAUUGCUUCAACCCGCCCCGAAUAAGGUGAGAUGGAUAAGGGUGGUAUACAGUGAGUUCAGCGAGUUCAGUCGAGAUGCUGAGUUACUUGUGACUCAGUCGGAGGGUGACUCAUUCGACUACGUUGAAGGAUUUGUGUUUGUGAACAGUGAUGACCCUGUGAAUGGGUGGCCGUCCGUGCCGCUGGACGCGAACCAUCCAUUUGACUCAACCCGUAUCCCUCGGAAUGCCGGCCCCGUACUUUACUGCCUUGAGGUGGCAUUGCAUCAUACAAAAGAGUCAGACGAUCGCCGCUGCACGGUUGGCAUAGUAA
Messenger RNA from Olea europaea var. sylvestris, 1077 nucleotides. RefSeq names its product cytokinin dehydrogenase 7-like. NCBI's taxonomy places the organism in Eukaryota, Viridiplantae, Streptophyta, Magnoliopsida, Lamiales, Oleaceae. The transcript is spliced from 2 exons. The annotation marks the transcript as partial. The record is from RefSeq and is a predicted model, not a curated record. Gene Ontology annotation, biological process: cytokinin metabolic process. Gene Ontology annotation, molecular function: cytokinin dehydrogenase activity; FAD binding.